UGGGGGGGACGGGGGGGACCGACCCGGCUGCCCUUACCAGGGAGAUGAGGUUGGUGAGGGUCAGCUUGACCUGCACUUCCACCGCGCCCCCGCCCUCGCCCACCGGCCGCACCGUCUUGUCGUAGUCGGCGAAAAGGGCGUCGAAAAGGCGGGCCUCCUCGUUGCCCUCCAGGAGGUCUGUGGGGGGGACACCAUCAGCACCCCCGCUCCGUCCCAGCACAGCAGGCACUCCCCCAUGCCCCGCGUCGAAUACCCAGCCCCGGCUGGCAACGAGUCCCCAAGCAGCCCCCCAAGCAAAAGGUCGGGCCCCCCGCGCACCGGACGCCCAUCUCCCGGCCCUUUCUUACGGAAGAUUCCCCAGCACAGAAGCGCCCCCAGCCAGAAGCUCAGCCCCAUGGCGGCGCCGACCGGACUCUGCAAAGACUUUCCCUGCUGGGCCGGGCGGGCAGGAGGUUAUUUUGAGGCCGCGCUCCGCUCCCCAGGAGGGGCGUCCAGCAGGCUCGGCCCCCGCACGCAUGCCGGGUGUUGGCUUUCAAAGCCCCCCGCCGCCCCCGACUCGCUUCCUGCACCUGUCGAGGGCUCCUCUGGACUCCGGACAGGAAAGUCGGUCUCCUGGCCAAGGAAGGCGGGGGGAGUGAGAGGGAAGCCGGGAAGCCGAGCUCGCGGCCCCGCUGCCCCCCAACUGCCCAAGGAAGGCCGGCCAUGGGGAGCUCUUUGAAAGCCCCUCUCCAGAGGCGGGUGGAGUUCAGAAGCACCCAAGACACCUUCUGCCCCGCCUCCCUCCACAGGCCCAGCGUUUUUUUUGGGGGGGGGGCUCUGUUCAUCUCCUCCCGCUUAUGAGUUUGCCGGAUUCAGGGAGGCGACCCAAAUCUUUCCCAAUCCCUCCUGACCGUCCAGAUCUGCCCCAGUGCGGCUGCCCCCCUGCCCAAGGACGCCCGUCCCAUAACUCCGGCUUAUAGCGGUGCACUCUGGGUAUCCCCAGGAGCACUCUCCUCUGUUUCAAAGGCCCCGCCUACAAAUCCAGCGUGCUGCCUCCCAGCCUCCCGCCCACCAGGCCAAUUCCCUUCCCCAGAGGAGUCGGGAGUCCUGGCUUCUCCCCUGCCCCCUUCUCCAGCUUUAAGCCCGAGUCAUGGAGUCAUACUUCCGCAGAGAGCCCCCCCCCGUUUCAACCAACUAAAUGCCCCUCCCCUAUCAGAGGACCCAGGAGUCCGGGCUCCCUUCCUUCCAACGGAGGGGGAGGCCCUGACAGGCAGGCCCUCGUCGCCUUUCCUUCCUUCCCGGCUCUGGCCUCCUCCUUCCCACAGCUCUGUCUGGCCCUCACAGAUAGCGCCCGGUGCCUCUUCCCAGCUCUAAUAAUAAAGCGCCCGUUUCUUCUCCCCAGGGCCCUUGGCACACGGAGGGUGCCCCACACAGGCGUGAUGACGGAGGCUGUGUCUGAGUUGCAGCUGCUUCUGGGGCAGGAGGCCUGACUCCGCCCGGCCACCCUUUCAAGCCUGCCAAUGGCUCCGGGCCACAAUAGCUGCGUCUGCCUCCACCGCCGGAGGCAGGAAAUGCCUCUGAAUAACGCCUGCUGGCUGCCAGGAAUCCGGUGCCAAUUGGGCCAUCCCUCUGUUUCGAGGUGCCAGGCGGAGCCGGUCUUAGUCACCCAGGCUUUAUACAUGUGCCGCUGGUGAACAUGUUAGGAUAGGGUUACACUCAUUUUUCUGCAUGUUUUCCGUGUUUUUUUGUAAGUCACUUGAGUUCACCUUUCUGAAAGAAAAUAACUGCUGUGGAGCUCAGGGCUUGCUGCUCAGGGCCUCCUUCCCACAUUGGGGCAUCCGGCUGUGAGAGGAAGAGGGCGCCGAACUCGAUGGGUCUUUCUGGGGCCUGAGCCAGCAGCCUCAGGGCUCUCCUGACAUGGCUCCAGCUGAGGCAGAAUCUGGGCUUCUGCAAGAGAAUCACAAGCCGAGGCUACAAACCCCCAGCGGUCUCUGCCAGUUCAGCUGUUUGGGUUAGGGGUAGAUCUACACACUAUACAUUUAAACCAGAGUGAAACCAGUUUAACUGUCACAGCUUUCCCCAUUGAAUCCCUGGGAGAGAGAAAAACACUAUUUGGGAGGGUGCUGAACAGGGAGGGAGGGGGAGGGGUGUCCAGGAAACCACGGAGGGACCUUCCGCUGUUUGUGGGGCAGGAGAUUGGGCUGUGGGUUAGAUCCAAAGUGCCUGAGUGAGUUGGAAGUUGUGAGCGUUGCCAGGAGGAGCUGAGGAGGAAGGUAAGACUUGGGGUGUCUUGGAAGAGAUGGGGUGCUGGUGGCAGACUACACACCCUGCAAGGUAGGCAUCUGCUCUUGCCAAGCCAGCAGCCCUCAAGGCAGAAACAUCGCAGGCAGCUGCAGGAGACCAUUUGAGCAAAACAAAACGCAGCAACAGGCAGGCUACAAAGGCACAAAAGUAGUGAGCAGGCAGCGUCAUCCGGAUUGUUCAUCAGCCUGCAGUGAGAGAAAACCACAUUCUUGACCACGUGAAGGUAUUCUCCGAUUGUGGCUGUUGGAUUCAAACCAUUCAAGGGUUUUCCACUGGAAUCAGGAGAUACACUGCAGUGCUCCAUGGACCUUCCCCAUCUUGCCCUCCUGAUCCUCCUUGCUGCGGCAAGAGCUGUGGAUCCCCCAAAACUCUGUGACUCCGAGAUGAACAAGGUCAAGGACCUGCUCCAGGUGAGCUGUGUAGACAAGGGGCUGAGCAGCGUUCCCUCCGGACUGCCCACAGACACUGGCAUUUUGCUUCUGGGCUCCAAUCGGCUGGCCCAGGUCUCCAUGGCUUCCUUCCAGCACCUAAGCAGCCUGGUCGAGCUGGACCUGUCGAACAACAGCCUGGGAGCCCUGCAGACAGGGGCCCUCCUGCCCACCCUUCAGCAGCUGGAUCUGUCCCAUAACGCCCUGAAGAGUCUGCCCGCCCUACAGGGGCUGCCUAGCCUGAGGCGCCUGGCCUUGGGGCACAACGCCAUUGCCGCGCUGCCCGAGGCGGGCUUCCAGGCUCUGGGCCUCCUGCAGGACCUGGAGCUCCAAGGGAACAGGCUCCAGACUCUGACUCCAGGAGCCUUCGAGGGCCUGGUGGGACUGAAAGACCUGGACUUGUCCGAUAACCUUCUCAAGUCCCUGCCGCGGGAGCUGCUGGUCGGGCUGGGGGCGCUGGAGAUCCUGCGGUUGGAGAGGAACCAGCUGAAGAACGUGCCAGACGCCUUCUUCCCCGAGGACAUCCUCUUCGCCUACCUCUACUUGGCCGAGAACCCCUGGGCCUGCGACUGCGGGCUGGUGUACCUGCGCGACUGGAUCCUCGAGAACGAGAUCAGCAUGUACACGCGUGUAAAAGGCAAGGAAAAGGAGAUCACAGAGAACAACCCCGAGAGCAUCACGUGCCAGACACCGGCUGCAGAGGAAGGACGCCCCGUCAUGCACUUCCAGGCAGACUGCAGGAAACUCAAGGGUGACAGCGAUGUGGGGGAGGGCACCCGGGAGGGCACCCGGGAGAGCUCAGUAUACACCACCGCUACCACCACUACCGCUGCCGCCACCACCACUACUGCUGCCACCGCCGCCACCACUACCGCUGCCGCCACCACUACCGCUGCCACUGCUGACGCCGCCACUACUAUCACCACUGCUGACACCACCACCAUGCCAAUGACUCCCACCAAUGUCCUUCUGUCCACUGGCAUAUCCACAAGCCCUGCCAUGCCCACCACAUACACCCCAAGCACGCCCCUACCCGCCAGGCCCCUUUCAACAGCUGCCGCCCCCACACUUGCCCCCACCACUGUGACACCACCACCAAGUGUCCCCACUAUCCCCACCUCCUCUACCCCGGCCACAACCACCCCCACCAUGGCUAUACCACUCACCAGUGUCCACACGCCAAUCCCUACAGCCACUCAGGUCCCUGUUCUCACUUCAGCCCCCCCCUCAAGUCCCCUGGUGCCCCUGACAACUCUGCAAGCCGUACCAGCUCCAGUGAUGACUGUCACCAAUGCCCAUCCUCCGCCAAGCACCGCAGCCCUAUCAAGACCCCCGCCUGCCACAAGACCUCCCAGCACUUCAGCUCCUGCAUCUGACUGCUGCCCUCCUCCUCCCACUGAGCCCACCGCCCCUUGCCUGUGCCCGGUGCUGCCAGCUAGAGCACUACAGCUCACGAGUCACCGUCGGUCUCCAGGGACUUGGGCAAGCAUGCUGGCAGCUCAUUGCUGCCCUGUGCGCUUGGUGCUGUACAUUGCUUGCCUGGUGCUUGUGCUCCUUCCAAUUCUGGCUGUGCUAUGUUGGCUGGGGUGGAUGUACCGCAGCUGGCACCGCCCAGCCCUGCAACGUGCUCCAGGGGCCCGGCUGGUCAGGUACCAGCAGUUGCAGAAGGCCACAUCCAAAGGGUGGCAGUUCAUGGGUGCUGAAAUGCCGAGGCCUCUGGGUAGGCCACCAAUCUACCGUGUCUGCAAGAAGUUCAAGAUUGCCCCCUUCCGCCACGUCACCUGGCUACUAAUCAGCUUGCCAGGGCCUGGCAAACAGUGGCCCUGGGAGCGCAGGCAGGGAAAUACCUCCUCCUACAGCUUGGAUCGCGGAAGGGACACCAUUGGGGCCGUAAGGGUGAAAUAUGCUGCCUCCACCUUGUAGAGGCCCAAGGACCUGAGACCCCAAGGGUAGGGCCUCCGCUUCCUUGAGGGUGCAGGAAUGAGCUCGCAUCACAGGUUGGCAGGGGAACCUGGAGGGGUUGGAGCAGGCCCCAGGCCCCAUCUUAGAAGGACAGCCAAUUCUGAAGUAACUCAAGGGAGGGGAGAGGCUCAAGGCUUGCUGCCUAUGGGAGAAUUAAUGGGACCCUGGCAGGGGGGGGUCUGGCCCAGUCACAAGACAGGGCCAGAUGCUCAAGUGUUAUGUUGGCUCUUUCCUCUGUUAUGAAAGGCCUGAGGCAGAGAGUUCACCAGUUCGUACAGCAUCAGGUUGCAUUUAUUGGCUUGCUCCCAAGGAGGCCUCAGUGGGCAUUUUGAGUGCUCCCCCCCCCCCAUAUCUUGGUUCCAGACAGGCUCAGCUUUGUGUCAAAGGCGAAAUGCCAAAGAUACCUUCAGCCCACCGCCUGGGCCUCAGCACUGGACCACUCCCCAGGUCGCUCCCUCCUCUCUAGGUAGAUUUAAUAUGCUCCUUCCAACAGCGCUGGAUAGCAAAGGGGGCAUUUCCUGCCCAUGCGCUUCACCAUGCAAGACCCUCUGGGGCUUCUGUGCUCCUUUGCCAGCUCAUCCACACAUCCCAAAUUAGUAUUUUCACCCUCAACCUCCCCACCCCUUUUGCAUUAAAGUUGUCCAAAUCCUUUGCCUUGCAUGACCUCUGGCCACAGCUGAAGCCCAGUGGCCAAUGAGGGACAUCCUCACCCAAAUUCAUGACACAGUCAGAUGGAAAGAAUCCAGGGGGGCCUCUGGAGUGACAGCAGUGUGGAAACCCAUGCAAUGCCCCCACCUCCUUGUCAGGCCUGCCUAAGGUCAGGGUUGGGUCCAUAGCUCAGCAGCAGAACAGCUGCUUGGCAUGGAGGAAGUCCUGGAUUCAGCUCCUGGCAUCGCCAAUUAAAGGCUAUGGGGCAGGCAGCAGUAGACCCGAGGCAGCACCCAGCUGGUGGGCUCCAGGGUUUGCCUCAAUACAUUGCGUAUACAUACACUUGGGCUGGGAAGGGGGAUGCAGCAGCUCUUGUGAGCAGCACAUUUGUUUGUGAAAGUCACAACCGGGAGAGGAAGGCUACACUUCAGUCUCUUGUAACCAUUUGUAUUUAAGGCUUUGGCUGUGCAGAGCCCCGGCACGCGUCUGCUCAAAGGGAGAGUCCCCUUUGCCUUCCCCUUGGCCUAGGGUGGCCUUUGCCGCUCCCAACUGCCGCUGGACUCCAGCUCUCAUCAUCCCGGAGUCUGACUGUUGGGAACGCAGACUGAGGCUCAUGGGAGUUGUAGUCCAAAACAGCUGGAGGGCACCAAGUUGGCAAAGGGUGGCCUAGAGUUGCUUACCUGGCCCUUCCUGACUCUUUGCUUAAAAGUUUGUUUUUGUCUUGGAACAAAUUUAAGUUUAAAAAGGAACACAAACCCCCAACACAGCUCACACCUCUCCAGCCAGGAAAGGACAGCGGCCAAAUGCUUCUUAAAAUGUUUUUCUUAAUGUUUUUAACCCUUUUUAAAAAGAUGUUUUUAACAUUUUGUCUUAAUGUAUUUUAAGGUCUGUUUUUAGUGCAUCUGUUUGCCGCCCUGGGCUCCUGCUGGAAGGGCGGGAUAUAAAUCAAAAAUAAAUAAAUAAAUGUGUCUUUGACAUUUUCAUGCCUUUGAGAGCUACUGUUGUGCAUUUAACUUGUAAU
Messenger RNA from Rhineura floridana, 6342 nucleotides. RefSeq names its product platelet glycoprotein Ib alpha chain-like. The record is from RefSeq and is a predicted model, not a curated record. The transcript is spliced from 3 exons. The coding region runs from base 2586 to 4634 and encodes 682 amino acids. Gene Ontology annotation, molecular function: protein binding. Lineage: Eukaryota; Metazoa; Chordata; Lepidosauria; Squamata; Rhineuridae.